GCGCUGCUGUUUGGCAUUCCCUGGACUAUAGCAGGAUGUACAGACAAUGAUGGAAGGAGAAAGUUCCAUGAGUUUUACUUUAAUCUUCUGGACAACAAGAAUUUGGAUUUCCCGAUACCAGAAGAAAUUAAAAAGCUGGAAGUCAUGUUUCCCCCUGAAAACACAGUUUAUGACUAU
Messenger RNA from Lymnaea stagnalis (great pond snail), 177 nucleotides. NCBI's taxonomy places the organism in Eukaryota, Metazoa, Mollusca, Gastropoda, Lymnaeidae. The record is from the annotation of a GenBank genome assembly.